GCACUCUAACAAGCCUACUCUCCAGAAAUCUCUCCACUCCUCCACUACAGUCAAAACAGAAAAAGCACACACAAAUCCCUCAUUCAUUUCUCUCUUUGCAACAGAAAGGAAAAUGGCAGCCGCCGCUCCACCUCCACCGCCUACACCAGCACCCACCGCCCCGACAGGCCUUCCAGACUCCGAUAACACACCCGUUGGGCACCCUCUCUUCUCCCGCAUCCGUCUUGCAACACCAGCAGAUGUCCCGCAUAUCUACAAACUGAUCCAACAAAUGGCAGUUUUUGAAAAACUUACCCAUCUCUUUUCCGCUACAGAGACGUCACUUUUCUCAACUCUCUUUAACGCCCCACCGUUCCAGUCUUUCACCGUCUUCCUUCUCGAAGUUUCCACGAACCCAUUGUCGAAAAUCAUCUCGCCUAACUUCACACCCAUUGAGCGUGUUGUUCAGUUAGAUCAUCCUAUAAUAGACCCAGAAUCUGAAAUGUUCAAGAAUAGUGGCAGUGGUGAUGUUGUUGUAGCUGGGUUUGUUUUGUUUUUCCCAAACUAUUCGUCGUUUCUUGCGAAGCCGGGGUUCUAUGUGGAGGAUUUGUUUGUGAGGGAGUGUUAUAGGAGGAAAGGAAUGGGGAAGAUGCUGCUUUCGGCCGUGGCAGCUCAAGCUGUGAAAAUGGGGUACGGAAGAGUGGAAUGGGUUGUGCUUGAUUGGAAUGUUAAUGCUAUUAAGUUCUACGAAGAAAUGGGUGCUAAGAUUUUGCCUGAAUGGAGGAUUUGUAGGCUGACUGGUGACAAUCUUGAAGCUUAUCGUGAUGCAAUUUAGGGUUUUUGUUUGUGUGUGUGUGUUCUUCUGGUUUUAGGGUGGUGACUGGAAUGAUGAUCAUGUAAUUAUAAUUAAUGCUUUUUCUAUCGAAUCAAAUGGGUUAAAGUAAUUGUUGAUGUUGUUUUCUGCAAUUAAUUUUCCAACUUUUUUUA
This is a messenger RNA of Ricinus communis (castor bean), 966 nucleotides long. Its product is annotated as probable acetyltransferase NATA1-like. The transcript has a single exon. The coding region runs from base 113 to 814 and encodes 233 amino acids. NCBI's taxonomy places the organism in Eukaryota, Viridiplantae, Streptophyta, Magnoliopsida, Malpighiales, Euphorbiaceae. Gene Ontology annotation, molecular function: N-acetyltransferase activity. The record is from RefSeq and is a predicted model, not a curated record.